GCUUUGAACGCUGUUCUCGUACAGACUUGUUUUCCUCGCGCAACUGCCCGCUUUUUUUUUUUUUUGAAAAUACAAUAAUAUUAUAUUAUAUCGAUACUUACACCAAAUAAUAUAUAAACAAUUUAAUUUCGUACUUUAGACUGUACAAUGAUUAUAAAGAUUGUAUAGAUCAUAAAUCUAUAUUCUAUGACACGCAGUAGUACAUCUUUCAUUUAAAUCAAAAUUUAUAUUAUUUCGGUUUGUCAUAAGUAAAUUGUGGAACGUGUUAAUAACUAUAGUUCCUAAAUGUCAAUAUUUAAAUGUUUUGUUAUAUUGUGAAGUAUCUGCAGAUUUUAUUGAACCAUGUACCAGCUAUACAUUUUCGACAAAAUGUCGUUAAAAUGAUGACGUUGGCUUUAUCGUUGGUUACUCCUUCAGACCGCGGUGGACUACGCACGUCCGUGUUCUUUUGGUUGGCGCUGUUGGGCGUGUGCCAAUGUCUGUCCGGGACACCGACCACGGCAUCGACCGCCCGCCAUUGGAGUUUGGCCGAAUUGUCGGUGACGUCUAGUGAGCUGCCUAAACAGAUACCGGCGCCGCCUUACCCGGUACAGCAGAGGAUCCAAUCGACUCCGCACUAUGACCAACAGCUCAAAUUGCCAUCGGGAAACGGUGUAGGUUCGCGGCACCACUACUAUCCGUGGACCCGACCGACGGUGUCGAUUAUUUGAGCAGAUAGAUUUUAUUAUUACCCAUACUCAUCAUUAUUAUUGCUUUUUCAACAAUUUCAUCGCUACAUCGAUGACCACCAUUUCUAGCGCGGUAACCGGAACUGAACCGAAAUUAACCGGUUCCUUACAGAUUUAUACGUCAUAUAAUAUGGAUCCAAUACAGAUUGAACCUACACUUUAACCAGCACCCACAAGACAGUUGGGCUAUAACUUAUAGGCACAACUAAGAUAUUUGUUUUUUUUUUUGGGGGGGGGGGGCUAGAAUUGUAUCAGCAGCACAGACUCUGACAAUUUAUAUUUUAAACUAAAAUAUGAUUAAAAAACUGCGGGGUUACAGAUAAAACUGGGGUGCUAAGCCCCCCUCAUUGCGCCUAUAAGCUGGGCCCUAAACCGAUCCACUCCCUUCAACUAAAAGUAAUCCAAACUUUUAAUAUGUCUAUUGUCAGUUUUAAAAGUAAACGAAGCGAGAAUAACCAAUCCGAAAUCGGAGCAGAUCUGCAAAUCAAAUUAUAUAAAAGGUUCCAGUUCCUGAAUUACUUACCUACUAAAGACGGUUUAACAAUUUUAAACCAAUAAUUAUAUUGUUAUUCCUAUUUGGCAUUUUAACUGUUAUUAACUGAUAAAUUAUUACCUAUACUUAUAUUGUAAACGAAAUAUACAUAAAUAAGACAUGUUGCGGUUACCAAAGUUACCUGGCUUAACCACAUGCACCUAUAUUAUGUUACCUUCAUGUUAUCUAUUUUUUUUUCUUAAGUUUAUACCCCCACUUAUUUUAUGUGUUAUUUAUUUAUUUUUAUAUUUAAAAAGUAAUCAGAUAAUUUUAGAUUUGAAAUUAUUACACAAAUAUACAACAUUGACCAUAUAAUUUAUAUAGGGACCAUUAUAAUAUAUAAUUUAAAACAUACUUUUAUAUGCCUAAAAGUAUAUUCAAAUUUUAAGUAUCUUUAAUUACAACAGAAUAUAAGCAACAAUUGUAUUUUAUUUAAAUAUUGCAAUAAACAUAAUUAUAUGUGUCUAUGUUA
Metopolophium dirhodum (rose-grain aphid) is the source of this 1732-nucleotide messenger RNA. RefSeq lists its product as uncharacterized. The transcript has 3 exons. Bases 300 to 710 code for a protein of 136 amino acids. The record is from RefSeq and is a predicted model, not a curated record. Lineage: Eukaryota; Metazoa; Arthropoda; Insecta; Hemiptera; Aphididae.